Molecule: messenger RNA, 516 nt
Organism: Rangifer tarandus platyrhynchus (Svalbard reindeer)
Lineage: Eukaryota; Metazoa; Chordata; Mammalia; Artiodactyla; Cervidae
Source: the annotation of a GenBank genome assembly
AUGGCCAGCGCUGGGCGUCUGCUGCUGCCACUGCUCUGCCUGCUCCCCGUGGCCCCGGUGCUGACAAUCAAGAAGUACCAGCAGCUGUCCCAUAAGAGCAUUGGCGAGCCCUGUGAGAUGCACAGUGAGUGCCAGAGCGACUGCUGUGUCACCAACAGCCUGAGCCCUCAGAAGUUCUGCACCGCCCAGACCGUAUUCCAACAGUGCCUGUCCUGGAAGAAGCCAAAUGGGUACAUCUGCAAGGACCACUUGGAAUGCCAGAGCAGAUGCUGUGCCAUCAGCAACUACGGGGUGGACAUGUACUGCAAAGCCAAGACCAUCUUCCUGCAGUGCUUGCCCUGGCGAAAGCCCAACUGGGACUACUGCAACUACCACAGAGAGUGCCGCAGCAAGUGCUGCAUCCGGCUGAACGAGCUCAGCCCCAGCCGCUGCGUCCCCCAGAGCGGCAUCCUGCUCCAAUGCCUGCCCUGGGUAAAAGGUUGGAAGGAGCCCCUGACCUUGUGGAUGGUGCAGUGA